UCGAUUUGACUAGCCUUUUAUAGCAGCGGAAGUUUGACUACUUGAGCCAAGGAACGUUGACUUGAGGAGAUAGAAGACGAAGAUGCGACAUCUCGGGGCCGCUGGUUAUUAUCGCGGCCUCUCUUAUAGGUCGCUUCAUUUUACGGUGGCGGCGUGAGCACAGCCGCGUCAGGUUGGACCCAUGACCGACGAACGGGGAGAAUACGUCGAGUGGCGUUUCUGGCGCUUCCCUCCGCCCAACGCCAACCAUCAGCGUUUCGGCGACGAGAUCGAGAGGUUCGCCGCAGCGGCCGCGACGGCUGCUCGUGCUGGAACCGUCGGGAGAAAAGCCUCCGUCGCUUGCGAGCAGCGAGGCCGUCCGGCGGCGAGGCGAACUGCGACGCCGCAGUGCUCGGUAUUCCUCGAAAAGCGACCGGCCGCCGUCGCCGUUCAAGAUGAAAGCAGCAACCAGCGGGCAGAACCGGCCGGGAUGCCGCCAUCGGAGCCCGUCUCUGCGGCCCGCGGAGCAGACGACGUCGCUGAAGCAGACGACGACGCCGCCGGCGUCACGGAUUCGUUCCAGCCGAAGCGGAGCCAUGGCGUGAGCCAACGGGACGGCGUCGCUGCGGUCUCGGUGGCCGGCGAUUGGCGGAGGAUCGCUAGGCCUAACCGCGUAGGUCGUCUGCUGCGCGACGCCUCGGCAGGUGAUGCGGCGGCCGCCGAAGGCGGCGGCGAUGACGACGACGCGGGUGUUAGCUUCGCACCGGCGGCGAGCACCUUCAGAGCAGCAGCUGCCGCACCCGUAGGAGACACUAUGGGCAACAAGGCGAGCAGCAGCGGUCAUCAGGCCGAAAAGAGAGCCAAGGGCUCCACCGACUGCUUGUCCGAGACGCCCAAAGGUAGCCCCGGGCUCUUUCGGUUGGGCCGCGACGUCGUCAGGGGGAAAGUACGGAAGACUCCGCAGACUGCGCGAAAGGCGGCGUCGGCGGCGGCCGCCGCCGCCGCUGCGCAAGACGACGUCGGCGUCGCUGCGGGAAAAUGCCAAGUCGGCGGCACGGGCCCCGAGUCGCACGUGGUGGGUACGAAUGGCACUCCGAAGAAAAGAAGCGAGUCGAGUCCGGAGAGCUCGGUUUGUUCGGUCUACGUCGACACGGUCUCGCACCUGGCCGAUUCCGAAGACGGCGUCGUAGCGGACGCGUCGUCCUCGAGGACGGCGGCCGAAAGCGAAGCGGGGACGACGCCACCGCAGCGGUCUCCGAGCAACGCGAGCGAUACGACCGUCUUCGGCGACGACUUCGUGUUUCCGCAGCAGCCGGCCCCGCCCUCCUCGGCGCCUGUCACCGCGAAUGGCGCGGGAACGACGUCGCUUACCGGCGGGCUACCCGCGUACCGCAGUGCCACCGCGUUGGGACUGCGCGUGCGGUCUCACAGUGAAGCCGACUCGACGUCGGUGUACUCGGUCGCUCGCGCGACCCCGUCCUGCACGAGCCUGGGUCGCGGCGAUUCCAACAAGGCGACCGGCGAGGGAGCGGCGUCGGCAGCGGGCUAUGCCGCGCCCACCUUCACGUUGACGCAGCACCGCAAGGUGGUCCUACCCAAAUUCUCCGCGCCUUCGACCGCACUGCCUUCGGCAUCGGCUACUGCCGCAGCCAACGAGGAAAGUGGCGAUGCAAAACCUGGCGCGCCUGCUGGUUCCAGUGUCACGUCGAGCGGCGGUGGACGCCGGCAUUCGGCGUACGACGACGCGCCCCCGCUGGCUGGCAAUGUGCUCCGCAAAGUUGCCUCCCUGACGCUGGAGCGCGCGACCAUCGAGGCGAAAGUGAACCGGCCCAAAGUGGUUCCCGAGAAGCUCGACUUCAGCAUUUAUGAAAAAUUCGAAGGCCAGAUGCUGCUCAAUUGGUUCUGCACGACGUUCCCGGAAGACCACUACCUGCGGUUUCUGCUGACAAAGCAGGACCUGAAGCUGCUGGCGGCUCAGUUCUGCACUCACCUGCUGGCCGCAGGGGUGCUGCGCCAGAUAGAGGACGAAAACGCCCCGCUCGAAUCCCUCUUUCGGCCUGACCUGAUGUACUACUGGACACACUCUGAAGUACCAGCAUGCCCGGUAAGCAACGUUGUGCCUGGAAAACUGACCACGGACUACUGGCCGCCGCCAGACUCUGAAGGUGAUGCCAGGCCUGGUCUUCGAUACACAGAAGCAGAGGCGCAGCAGAUGGUCAUGGGCUUGAAAAAGGCCCACCGGAAUGAGCUGGAGAAGCUGCAGAAAGCGCAUGAGCUCGCCCUCUUCUCUCUACGAGGAGAGCAGGCUGCCAGGCUGACGGACUACGAGGGUCAAGUCGUUCGUCUGGAGCAAGAGAUUGACAAGUACCAAACCCUGGCCGGAAUUGAAGAACUGACCAGGAAGGCGCGAGACCUAGACGCACCCCAGGCGACGACACCGGCACCCGCUCGCGCUACAGCGCAGGUGUCGCAACGGUCUUGCGAAGUCCAGACCCUCUCUGCAGCGCUGCGGUCUUGCGAAGUGCAGACCGCUGGAUCGGCUACCUGUGAUAAGUGGGUCCAGGCGCAGUGGAGGUUUGCAGUGGGCAUGGUUCAGACGGACGAGGCGGAAUACGCGACCCAGGAAUCUCAGACCCAUGUCGAUGCAUGUCACCAGGAGUGCCAAACGGACGAGCAGCUCGUCCCGCCCACCGUGGUAGUGACGAGCGCUGGUAGCCUGCCCACGGCAACCGCACUCUCCCAGGCAGCGCCACCGCCUCCACCUCCUCCGCCUCCCCCACCCCCACCAUUUCCUUGCACACCGCCGCCUCCUCCGCCUCCACCGCCCCCAUUUAUGGGCAUGGCCACGCCCCCUCCUCCACCGCCGCCUCCUCCCUUUCCCGGCAUGGCCACGCCUCCGCCCCCUCCCCCUCUGCCAGGAAUGGGCAUGACCCCUCCGCCACCUCCGCUACCCCCGUUCGUGGCGCCGGUCCAUGGCUCCCCGGCACCCCCUCCUCCUCUCCCGCCGGGGCUGGGACCAGUGCCGAUGCCGGCGCCCCCUGUGGGUGGCUGGCACAACGCCUAUGCCGCAGCCCGCAAGCAACCUGUGAACCCUAAGGCGGCGAUGAAGCCCCUCUACUGGACGAGGAUUCAAGUGCCCACGGCGAAGCAGCCACAGGCUGCUUUGCCGGAGAGCCCAGAAAAGACAGCAGAGCAGAAGACACUGUGGGAGAGCCUGGAGGAGACUCCUCCUACUGACUGGGACGAGUUCGAAAACUUGUUCUCUAGGCAGGUACAGGAGAAAAAGCCCACAGCCAAAACGAAAAGUGCCAAGCAAAAGACUAAGCAGGUGGCGAAGCUUCUUGAUCAGAAACGAUCACAAAACGUCGGCAUACUGAUAUCAAGCCUUCGCCUCGAAAUAAGUGAUGUGGAGAAUGCCAUCUACAACUUCGACACAUCGGUCGUGAGCUUGGACACACUUCAAGCACUUUAUGAAAUUCGCCCAACAAAUGAGGAGCUGAAGCUGAUCCAGGACCACCUAGCUGUGAAGCCUGACAUUCCGUUAGACAAGCCGGAGCGCUUCUUGCUCGAUCUGUCUCGCAUUCCGGAGUACGCCGACCGUGUCGGAUGCAUCAUGUUCCAGUCGACCUACACGGAGGCCAUCAGCGCCGUGGAGAACAAGCUGAACAACCUCAAGAUGACAUGCCAGGCAUUAUUGCACAGUAAAGAGGUGCGCACUAUCCUGGGGCUUAUAUUGGCUCUAGGCAACUACAUGAACGGAGGGAAUAGGAGUCGUGGACAAGCUGAUGGCUUUGGCCUCGAGAUCCUGGCCAAGUUGAAGGACGUCAAGAGCAAGGACAACUCUUUGACUCUUCUUCACUACAUUGUCAGAGUCUAUAUAAGCAAGUUCCAGGAGCUGCCUCCAGAGAACCCUUGUGCUGUUAAUGACGUUUCCCAGGAGAAGGCGAAAUUUCCGCUACCUGAGCCGACCGACAUGGAGCGAGCUGGACUCGUCAAUUUCGAUGACAUCAGGGCGGAUCUCAAGAAGCUCGAUGCCCAGAUCAAGAGUUGCGAGUCCAAGGUGCAGAAGGUGCUGGCAAACUCGGACGGCGAGCACCAGGAACCCUUCCGGGAGCAGAUGACCACGUUCCUGCAGAAGGCAAGCCAGGAACAGAAGGAGCAGGAGGAGAACCUUGAGGAGUGCAGGCUCAAAUUCCUGGAGACCAAGGACUACUUCAGCCUGCAGCCCAAGUCCAAGAUUGAGUCCGAGUGGCCGAAGGAGUUCUUCACUCCGUGGGUGCCUUUCUGCAAUGACUUCAAAAACAUUUGGAAGAAGGAGGUCCAGCGCAAGAUCAAGCUCGACUUUGAGGCAGCUAGGAAGAAGGUGAAGGACCUGCAGGAAGCCAAGAAAUCCAGCGUGAUGUCCGAGGUGGUGAAGGUCAGGAACAACAAGCCGUCUGGCCUGAAAGCGAAAAUGACGAAAAGGAUGCAGCAACUUGGACAGAGCUUUCCUGCGUCUGGAGCACCUUAAAAAAAAAAAAUCUUUGUGAGACUAGAUCUGACUUUUGUAGCAUGCGGUGUGCAGAAGCCGACAUACAAGUAUAUGUAUAUACAUAGUGCGACAUAACUAUUUUUAAUGAGAGAUUAAUACUGUUAAGGGCGCACAGUUGUUGUUGCGUGCAACAGGUAUGUCGGGUAAACUUUCGUGCUGGAUCUGUCUGUCAGCUGUUGCAAGGCUGUGUUGAAUCGUGAAUCUCAAGUCGUCAAACGUGUUGGCUAGAUGCGGGAGCCAGGGAACCGUUUCUUUUUUUGCAUACGUGAUGAGCACUUACUGGUGCGAUAAACAGGGGCUGUAUUGUGCAAGGAUUGAUUUCGUUCGAUUCUAUUAUUUUAUCACUGGUCACAGCAGCUGGCCAGUACCGACAAUAUUGAAGACUUGGUUUCACCGGACAGUGACAAAGGACGAAAAAAAAAAAAGGAAAAUCAACUGAAUCCUUCUAUAAUGCAGUCCCAGUCAUUAGGAUAUGGCACUGUCUCGACGAUGCAAGAUUGCAGGUGUCUUGGAAGUGGUUGUAUGAGGUUGACGAAGCAAGUGCAAAAAGAAAAAAAAAAUAUGCUAUCUUUUUUUAGUUCUCGACAGGUGGCAUUUGGAUAGCUGGCCACAGCUGGUUGCGAGUUGCGAUUGUUGUUGUAACCUAAUAGAUCGAUUAAAAAAUUUAACUGCCACUUUACAGAGCAUUUUAGGGCAGCUGUUAUCAACUCAACACAAAAAAUUCUAGUUCAAACUUUUUAAUCAAUACAGAGCAUCAGUGGCGUAGCUAGGUUGUGUGGCCCCUGGGGCCCAUAGGUCUUCUGUCACCCCCCCCCCACCCCCCCCCCCCCCGGGUGCAGCCUGCGGAAAGAGGGAUGUCUUCAGACGUAUAUGACACCCCCCUCCCCCCGCUGGCUCCUCGCACCCGGGGCCCACGGCCCCCCGGCCCCCCCUGUUGCUACGCCACUGCAGAGCAUGUAAGUGAUGCUAUCGAUUAUACAAGUGUCCCAUACAAUGUUACGGAAGUAACAAAAUUUUUUAAAGAUUGCACACGGCAGAUAGCAUAAUUCUAACCCCCAAUCUAAAUUGCUCGCUGAGGCGGCCAUUACUUCUAUGAGAAAUCAAAAUGUUCAAUUGAAUAAUUCACAUAAUUGUGCUGAUUAACUUCUAAAUUAAUAAUUUAUGCUGCAUAUUUCAAUCUACGAAUUAUAGUCGUCGAGUGCGCACAGCGUAUCCGCUUGGAAUGAGUUCUCUGGGUAGCACCAGUUCCGAUAUAUUAAUUUUCAGUUUCCAACGAAAUGCAUUUGUGUUCCAGUUACUUUUUAAGAAACCACUGUGUUAUGCAUUGAAGCACAAAUCAACUGAAGCACCAAUGCAUUUCGAGGGACACUUCAAAAAUUAAUAUCUCGGAACUGGUGCUGUCCAGGGAAUUCGUUCCCAGUGGAUACACCGUGCGAACCCAGCGGCUAUAAUUCAUAGAUAGAAAUAUGUGGCGUAAAGUAAAUAAUUGAAAAGCUAAUUAGCAUAAUUACGUGAAUUAUUCAGUUGAACGUUUUGAUAUCUCGUAGAAGUAACAGCCGUCUCAUCGAGUAAUUUAGAUCUCGGGUUAGAAUUGUGCCCUCUGCCAUAGGCAAUCUUUAAAAAAUCUGGUGCAGCUUAAAAGAACACUCAGUAGGAUGUGCUUAUACAGUGAAAUCUCAUUACUACAAGCUUCAUGUUAAGUCUUUUCACAGCGAAAGUUUUAAAAGUACUUAGCCCAAAAGCCUAUUGUACUAUGUAAAAAUUAUUUCACAACAAAUUUCAAAACAUAAUAUUUUGAAAUAAUAGGUGAACAUGUGUGCUUUGUCUGUAUUAGUAUCAUCUCAACAUAACGAAUUCGUAACCUGAAAUAUUAUGCACAAUUUAAACGUACAAAGCCGUGAAAAACCUGCCACGGUGGCUUAGUGGCUAUGGUGUUGUUGGGCUGCUAAGCAAGAGGUCAUGGUACGAGACCCUGGCCGCGGCGGUCACAUUAACAUCGGUGUCCUGUGCAUUAGGGGGCGCGUUAAUGAAACCCUGGUGGUCAAAGUUAACCUGGAGUUUCCCACUAUGACGUCCCUCAUAAUCGAAUCAUCGUUUUGGCAUGUAAAAAAACCCCACGAAAUUCAGUUAAUUCAAGCUGGGAAAAAUUAAGCGCACCAUCAUCAACAGCAGAUGGCUGCGAUUACAAAUCUAGUUUGUACAGUGGCAGACCCAUUUGUUCAUUGGUAUUGGUAAGAUAAGAACUGUCCACCCUAGCCUUAGGGCAUCAUCUUGUCCCACAACAGUAAUUGUCAGCAAUAUCGUAUGUAUUUCCUAUCUUGAAUUAACACUGCACAAACAUACUUUUUUUGCUGCAACAUGAAAUAUUUGCCAAACUUUACAUGCUUUAAACUGCCUGUUCUACCAAGACCCAAGACAAGAUGUACUCGUCGCAGAAUUGUUGCAUUUAUUAAGAUAUAAGCUGAGGUCUUCUUUUUUUUUCAGACUCCUUAGCCUCGAAGCCGCCUCCUGCCUUAUAUGCGAGACUGAUCAAUUCAGUUCCUGUUUUAAUAUGGCAGCAGCAUGCUUGAAUGCUUGCAGCACCGAACGCAUGCUUAAGAGCAGCACAGUACCACUGUGCAAACGCUCCGUCACGUGGCUUUUUUCAAAUUUCGCGGGGCUUUCUUUGCAACCCAGAAAAAAGGACUGCGUGAGACAUAUCGUAAAGGAAGCAACUAGAUCGGUGGUUUCUGAAGGUGCUCUACAAAUCUGCGUAUCAUACUUGGGGCCCUCAGCAAGUAAUUAAAAAGUUGGGUGUUGUAACUAAUUAAUUAGCGAGUUCUGGGGGAAAUAAAAUAUUGUCAGAGUUACUAUAGGCUAUUGCAAAUAGUAUCUGUUCGAUUCAAUUCGCUUCCGACGUACCUUUCUUUUUUAAAUUCUUGGCUCAAGUCAUGUGGUUCACCCUGUGUAGUACCAUAAGCACCUGGCUUCAAGUUGUAGCCGAAGUUUUUACCAUUUGAAUACUUCGUCUCAGGGUGAUGAGUGUUUAUUUUGACAAAGGCUCCCAGGAAGGGAGGACAGCAGAAACGACAGUUUUGCAUUCUAGCAUACCCGGACACUUUGCCUUUCAGUAACGUGCAUCCCUCCCAACUUGCUCAACUUUCAGUCGUUCGGACUUUGCGUUUAGCUCUUCACACAUGACUGCACAGAACCGGGUAUGCCUAUUCGUUCUUUUUCUGCAAGAUGGCAUUGGGUUUGCCCAGGUUUGGUAGGCAUAUCAGCUGUUUGCGAUGCGCGACCCUCUGAGCAAUAUGACUUGCACCGAUUAGGUGUUUUCAGAAACAGUGUGCCAGAAUGUGCAGCUCUUAUGCAAGCUUUGUUGUCGCUAUCAUAUUUAUUCAAAAGGGAGUAGUAGUGUGCCUGGAUCUGCAAUUCUAACUGAACUUUAUCUUCGCUAUCAUAUCUAUUCAGAGGCGAAUAGCAUAGAUGAGUGCCGUUGACGACGUAAAUUGUUAUUGUUUUAACAGUUGCGUUGAUCGGUGAGCAUCUGUCAUGCUUCAGUGCUUUGUACUGAUGUAACUGCCUGCUGGAUCAGGUGUACGGCAGACUCGCAGGUGUACUGGGGCAUGGCAUGCUUUUAACUGCUGCUGCAAGCUUUUGUCUUAGAUCGGCACGCUGGAGGAUGAUUGGGCCUUUGCGGCACUGUGUCUAAAAUUGUGCUAACUACAUAAAUUGGAAUUAGCAAAACGAGCAACUAGUAAAAAGAAUGGUGCUUAUUAUUUUUCUUUGCAACUUCUAAGAUCCCUGCUUACUAGACUUCUUUAACGUUCAAUGUCACGGGUCAAGUUUGUUAGAAGAAAAAAAAAAAUGCUAGAAGAUAGGAUGUGCUUUCCAAAAGUGCCACUACGUCACCACAACAGGAGGUUUUCUACUUCUUUGUUUCCGUUUUCUUUUCAUGCUCGAUAUGAUUUACAUCAGAUGAACUUCAGAACUGGCUUGGUGUCUCCAACCGCAUCUUAAAAAGCUCAUUCUCAUUCCUGUAGCUGAAGUAGUGUUUCGAGUUCAUGCCUGGAGUUUGUGUAUUUCUGGAUACAAUUUUUUUUACUGCUUUGAUUUUGCGCGUUUUUAACAGUGCUAACGAACCCCCCAAAAUAUCAUAAAGCAAGAUUUUCAGCCUGUAGAGACAAUUUGUGCCUGAAAAGCUUAGAUUAAUCAGCUCAUGCUAGUUGCUUUUGUUUCCAGAGAACCUUUCCAGUGUGUGGGAAAUGCACCUAGCUGGAGGGGCUUCUGUUCGAUGUCUCGGGUUGUCAGACAGAGAUCAAAUUAAAGCCACAAAUGCAAAAGUGUCGCCUAAUUUAACAUAUGUAUGCAUAUAUGACAGACUGCUUCUACUGUGGCUUUGUGUAGUUAGGUUUGGUUUACUUCUAUGUGACAUUCAUAAGCACUUUUAGCACACCUGCAAGAAUACUCGCAUUGCUGUGACUGCAAGAGACAUGUUACUAACUGCAAUAAAGGGUAUACUUUGUAUAAAUUAUUUUUGUGUAUGAUUUGUAUAUGCACCCCUACUUCUGUGAUCACACUGUGUAAUUCAAAAUUGUCUAAUGUUGCUUGGAGGAGUGGCAGAUUGUGCCCACUUGUUGAAAUGGAUGAUACAUAUCAUUUGGGAGACAUCUGUGAAGUGAACUUGCAAUGUUUUUUUUUUUUUUUGUACUAAGAACUUCCAAUUGUUGAUGGUUUGGCUUUGAAUUUGUGUGCAUAGGGUCCUUCAUUCUGAGGUGAAAUCCAUUUUCUGACAGUAUUUCACACACACUUAUACCUGGUUUUGGUGAGAGUUGGGAGGGAGUCUGUUGGGACAAUUGCAGUAGUUUCACAGCGGUACAAUGAAACCACUCUUAGGUUUUAAAAACAGGUGUCCCCUCUGUGUGGGAAUGGGCUUUCAGCCAUGCUUAAUGCACACUUAAUGCUAAUCAAGUAUGGUAUACCUGAAAAAGCAAGAGUGCAUGCUGAUUGCGAUUUUCUUUUGCAAGGCUUUCUCCCUCUCACCUCUCACUAAAAGGAAAAAUGAUUUUGUGAACUGUUUGCAGGAGAAUAGCCCAAAUUUUUUACCUCGAUUACAAAUUGCUAUAAGCUAAAAAAAUACUGCCCAAAAUUUUAUGUCGCAGAUGUAAAAAUGGAAAACCUGAAGUGAAGGACCCUUAAUACAGUACACACCAUAUAUGAAUAAUAACUUGUGCUGUUACGAGUGGUAUGCUAUCGACGAGUGAUUAUUUUGCUUGUACGUAAAGGUUGCCUUGCAGCAGCUGUUACUGUAUACACUUGUAGAUGUUGUGGUUGCAUGGUAUGGCUGCUUAUCUCAGCAGAUCGACAUGGUGGACUCUGCCAAAGAUGUUCUACUCUGGACCUUUUUUUAUUUUAGUCUGUUCAGUUUGGCUGGGGAAUGUAGUGCACAUAGCAGCUUCUUUAUUUUGUACAAGCUCCCUGGGUGAUGAACACUUGUUUUUUCAGAGGCAGCACUUAUUGACUUUGACAAGACGCACAUUCCACUGUUUCCCCCCACUUUCUUUUUUUAAAGCAGAUGGUCCAUUCCUUCGAGAUGUAUUUAUUUUAUUUAUAUUUAUUUAUAAUAUUUUAGAGACAAAUAAAGCUCUUUACACGCUU
This is a messenger RNA of Dermacentor albipictus, 10147 nucleotides long. RefSeq names its product protein cappuccino-like. Gene Ontology annotation, molecular function: microtubule binding. Gene Ontology annotation, cellular component: actin filament; cytoplasm. The record is from RefSeq and is a predicted model, not a curated record. NCBI's taxonomy places the organism in Eukaryota, Metazoa, Arthropoda, Arachnida, Ixodida, Ixodidae. Gene Ontology annotation, biological process: actin nucleation.